CGCCCGCCAUGGCGCUGGAGGAGCGCGCGGAGACAGCCGCCGGCCUGCUGCGGAGCUUCGAGCGCCGCUUCCUGGCGGCGCGGGCGCUGCGCUCUUUCCCCUGGCAGAGCCUAGAAGAGAAAUUGAGAUGUUCACCAGAGUCUGAGCAGCUGCUGCUGGAUAUUUUACAGAAGACAGUGCGACACCCUGUGUGUGCAAGACACCCACCAUCCAAGAAUUACACCCAGAGCUUCGUCUUGGAGCUCAUCAAAAAGCACGAAGCUGUCCACACCGAGCCUUCGGAUGAGCUGUACGAAGCGCUGGCAGAGGUCCUCACAGCCAAGGAGUCCACCCGGUGCCACCGGAGCUACGUGUUGCCAUCGGGGGCGGUGGUCACGCUCUCUGAGAGCACAGCCAUCGUGUCCCACGGCACCACCGGCCUGGUCACAUGGGACGCCGCCCUCUACCUCGCAGAGUGGGCCAUCAAGAACCCAGCCACCUUUGCUCACAGGACGGUCCUGGAGCUUGGCAGCGGGGCCGGCCUCACGGGCCUGGUCAUCUGCAAGUCGUGCCGCCCCCGAGCCUAUGUCUUCAGUGACUGCCACAGCCGCGUGCUCCGGCAGCUCCGGGAGAACGUGGGCCUCAACGGCUUCUCGCUGCAGCCAGAGCCCGCCGCAGACACGCACACGCCCCUGGUGACCGUGGCCCACCUGGACUGGGACGUGGCCACCGCCCCUGAGGUCGCUGCCUUCCAGCCGGACGUCAUCAUCGCAGCCGACGUGCUGUACUGCCCGGACGUGACCCGCUCGCUGGUUGGGAUCCUGCACAGGCUCUCUGCCUGCCCAGGGGGCUGCACGCCCGAAGUCUACGUGGCCUUCACCAUGCGCAACCCAGACACGUACCGGCUGUUCACCACCGAGCUGGACGACGCUGAGAUCGGCUGGGAGACAGUGCCGCCUCACACCCGGAAGCUGUUCCCCUACGAAGGAUGCUCAGAGACUUCCAUCCUGAGGCUCACGUUGUAG
Dipodomys spectabilis (banner-tailed kangaroo rat) is the source of this 1004-nucleotide messenger RNA. RefSeq names its product eukaryotic elongation factor 2 lysine methyltransferase (gene Eef2kmt). NCBI's taxonomy places the organism in Eukaryota, Metazoa, Chordata, Mammalia, Rodentia, Heteromyidae. The transcript has 8 exons. Bases 9 to 1004 code for a protein of 331 amino acids. The record is from RefSeq and is a predicted model, not a curated record.